Molecule: messenger RNA, 1665 nt
Organism: Folsomia candida
Lineage: Eukaryota; Metazoa; Arthropoda; Collembola; Entomobryomorpha; Isotomidae
Product: nucleolin 1-like
Exons: 7
Coding region: 1022-1546 (174 amino acids)
Source: RefSeq, a predicted model, not a curated record
UAUUUGGUUGUUGUCUUGAAUCACAUGACAGCUCUACGUUCUACGUUUUUCUUACAACCAGACCAGAACUUUAACUAUUUUGUGUUAUCAAUUGUUAAUUUAAUUGUAAGCUUACCCAAUCCACAAAUAAUUAGUGAAUUACCAUCCAUCCAUUAAACAUGACGGGACGACCUGCCAAAUCUUCCACCAACGGAGGUGCUGAUACAAGUCGUCGUGCCAACAAGCGUACCGCUGCCACGCCCUCAAGCAAGAAGAUGGCCCAACAUUACGUCGACUUAUCAGAUGAAUCCUCCUCCGACGAGGAAGUUGAAGUACGGGGCGCUACGUCGAAAAAUACGAGCACAGCAGAGACGAAAAAAUCUAAAAUUAGUGACGACCGGGAGGAGAGCGACGAGGAGAAUGAGCCCCCCAAGAAAAAAACGGCCCGAUCUGGAACAUCGGCUUCUGACAAGCAGUCGAAGAAAUAUGACGAUGUAUCUAUGUACAUAGUUCAUUACGAACAUUUUUGGCAGGAUGAUAAGAUUUUUAAACCCAUUCGUUGACAGUCCCCACGGCCGCGGAAGCCAUGCCAUUGGGAUAUUGAAAUUGUAGGAUAGGGGGGAGGGGUUUAUUUAUAUACCAUGGGCAGAUAAUGGGGACAUCAAAUAAACGUGGGGACAUUGUCCCUCUUUCUGUCCCCGGGAAAGCGUGGGGAUAGUGGCUGGGAAAGUUUCUCGGCCACUAUCCUCUAUCCAGUUGUGCGACACGAUUUGGCCCGACUUUGCUGGGGUGCCACCUGUCCGCCCAGAGUUGGGUGACCAUCUCGACUGCACCAUCUGUCUGGAUAAGCCGGCCUAUCCACAGUUGCGCCAAUGGCCACAUCAUUUGCGGGAUCUGUGCCGACAAGGUGCAAAAUUGUGGCCUGUGUCAGACGGCGUUGCACGUGUCAGCUGUUGCGGAACGGCUUUCUCGACAGCUCUAAUUGAAAUUGUCGUGUCUAAACCAAAAUUCUGGGUGUACUGAAGUGAUUUCUGCUACAGAAAUGAAAAAACAUCUUCUAAAUUGUGACUAUCGUGAAAUAAUUUGCACCGAAGGAUCUCAUGGAACGACAAAAGUGGUCAUGCACGAGUACGUCAAACAUUUAACGGAAUUCCAUAAGUGUCGUGAGCGAUCAUCUCGACGUUACUCGUUGACAUUGAAGGAUAACAAAAUAUCGCACGACAUGUUGGGUCGCAGAUGGCCAAUCGAGAUAUUGGAAAAGGACGGAAAUACUUUCCUCCUACAUUCUCGCAUUAGUGCGGAUGAUACGGUCUACUUCUGGAUGACAGUGCUUGGUGGCAAGGAAACCGCAGAAAAGUACAUGUUUGAGUUUAAAUUGCUCAAAAACAUUGGAGGAGGGAAACAGAUCGAGGCUUCAUGGAAAAUGCCGGUCUUUGCGUUUCACGAUCGACCGAGUUAUGUGAAAGGUUUGCCUUGCUACUAUGUUGUCAUCCCAGCGAAAAUGUUGGGAUCCAAACAUGCGGGCUUAUUUGAGUUGCAGUUUGAUGCGUCUUACAAAAUUAUUUAGAGAAUUUGUCUUGACUCAAUAUGAACUAUGUAUUUUUAACGUUGUGUGCAAAUAUGCAUAAUAUUUAUUUAUAAAAAAGCGAGCAUUAAUGACAAUUUAUUGAUUGAUUUCGAAUAUGA